This is a messenger RNA of Alosa sapidissima (American shad), 4829 nucleotides long. It is a transcript of the gene lrrc4ba, whose product is annotated as leucine rich repeat containing 4Ba. Gene Ontology annotation, molecular function: protein binding. Gene Ontology annotation, cellular component: plasma membrane. The transcript is spliced from 4 exons. The record is from RefSeq and is a predicted model, not a curated record. Bases 971 to 3262 code for a protein of 763 amino acids. NCBI's taxonomy places the organism in Eukaryota, Metazoa, Chordata, Actinopteri, Clupeiformes, Clupeidae.
GUAGGCUACGCAGCUAACAUUUGUUAAGUUUAAAAGGCUUGAUGUCUGUGGUUUUUCAGCUCGGCUAAAGUAUGCAUAACAAUAUUCACAUCUCGAUAGCAAUUUAAACAUCUCUCUCUCUCGCACUCUCUGUGUACGCACGUUGGAGCGAUCUCUACCGGAGGAGACUCUGUAUUCCAGAGAUUGUUAUCCUAAUUUAAUUUUCCAUAUGUUUGAACGAUGCUCUUCUUGGGAUGUGCAUUCCCUCUGCUUGUCAGCAUAUUCUCCCAACUGACCUGCCUCUACACACGAUCUGCCAGCGUUUUCUCGUGGUGGGCACUCGCCAGAUAGAACUGUGCUUGCUCUCAGCGUUGCGAGGAGGUGAAUCAAUUUGAGGAAGAGAGAGCAGGAGAGAGAGAGAGAAAGAGAGAGGGCGGGUUGGCGAGGAAGAGCAAGGGAGAAGGAGAGAGACAGGGGAGAGAACACAUCGACUCCACGCCGCUGCCGUUUUGGGAUAUAUUUCUGGGGGUAAAAGCUCUGUACAGCAGUGAGCACCGUGUGGAAAGAAAGAAAGGACGAGGGAGGAAGAAAGAAAGAGAGAGAGAGAGAGAGAGCUCAGGCCGUACCCCAGUCCAGCCCAGUCCACUGACUCUAGUGAUGGAGCUGCCCCAUUUCCCGAGCCACCGAGUCAGGAGCCGAACACACCGCGCAGCCCCUGCCGACGCCAUGGGGACACGCAAGAUGUAACCCACACACUUUCGACGACCCACUCGGAUCCACUCAAGAGAGGAGCGGCUCAAGUUAACGAAUGUGCUGAGAAGAUAACAGUGGAAGACUUAAAAAAGAAGACAGAACAGAUGGUAAUACUUUUGGUGAAAAAAUGAAACAUUAAAGAAGGAUCUAUCUUCGGACUCCUCGAAGAUUGCCAGAAUCCCUCUCACGGAAUUUUCCAGCACCCUUCGAAAACGGGCAGGGUCAUGACCCAGUUGCCAUGCGCAUCACCACGGUGACCGGCCUUUCCAGCCCCUCCCCCCUUCUCCUACUGGCCCAGCUGCUUUUGUGGCUCCUCCCCUUCCGCACGGACACAGUAGGGGCCGCCUCCACAAACUGUCCCACCCCUUGCCAAUGCUCCAAUCAGGCGAGUCGAGUGAUCUGUACCAGGAGGAACCUGGCUGAUGUGCCAGACAGUAUAUCAGUGAACACGCGAUACCUCAACCUGCAGGAGAACUCGAUAAAGGUGAUCAAAUCAGAGACGUUCAAGAACCUACGGCACCUGGAGAUCCUCCAGCUCUCUAAAAACCAGAUCAGCCAGAUCGAAGUGGGCGCCUUCAAUGGCCUCCCCAACCUCAACACGCUGGAGCUGUUCGACAACAAGCUCACCCAGGUGCCGUCGGCGGCCUUCGAGUACCUCAGCAAGCUCCGCGAGCUCUGGCUCCGCAACAACCCCAUCGAGACGCUGCCGGCGUACGUCUUUAACCGGGUGCCGUCGCUGCGGCGCCUCGAUCUGGGCGAGCUCAAGAAGCUCGAGCACAUCUCUGAGGCGGCCUUCGUGGGCCUGGACAACCUGCGCUACCUAAACCUCGGCAUGUGCGGCCUGAAGGACAUCCCCAACCUGACGCCACUCGGCCGGCUCGAGGAGCUGGAGCUGUCGGGCAACCGGCUGGAGAUCGUGCGGCCCGGCUCCUUCCAGGGCCUGGUGUCGCUGCGCAAGCUGUGGCUCAUGCACUCGCAGAUGUCGGUGAUCGAGCGCAACGCCUUCGACGACCUGAAGAACCUGGAGGAGCUCAACCUGUCGCACAACUCGCUUCACUCCCUGCCGCACGACCUGUUCACGCCGCUGCCCAAGCUGGAGCGCGUGCACCUCAACCACAACCCGUGGGUGUGCAACUGCGAUGUGCUAUGGCUCAGCUGGUGGCUCAAGGAGACGGUGCCCAGCAACACCACCUGCUGUGCCCGCUGCCACGCUCCGCCUGGCCUGCGGGGGCGCUACAUUGGCGAGCUGGACCAGAGCCACUUCACGUGCUACGCGCCGGUCAUCGUGGAGCCGCCGACCGACCUGAACGUGACGGAGGGCAUGGCGGCCGAGCUCAAGUGCCGCACCAGCACGUCCAUGACGUCGGUCAACUGGUUCAUGCCCAACGGCACGCUCAUGACGCACGGCUCGUACCGAGUGCGUAUCUCGGUGCUCCACGACGGCACGCUCAACUUCACCAACGUGACGCUGCGCGACACGGGGCCGUACACGUGCGUGGUGAGCAACACAGCGGGCAACACCACCGCCACGGCCAUGCUUAACGUAACGGCCGCGCCCAGCGACAACUACACCUACUUCACCACCGUCACCGUGGAGACAGUGGACAGUAACGAGGAGGACCUGGUCAACUCGUCAGGCUCACCGGCGCUGCGCACCCACAACCAGACCAUCAUCCGCAUCCCGGGGCCCACGCCCUCCUGGAGCCUGGUGCCCACCACCGCCUCUUCGCUCUCCUGGUCGGCGUCGUCCACGCGCGGCGCCUUCACCGUGCCCGUCACUAUGGACCCCACGUACUCGAGCUUGGAAGACGUCAUGAAGACCACCAAGAUCAUCAUCGGCUGCUUCGUGGCCAUCACCUUCAUGGCGGCCGUCAUGCUGGUGGUCUUCUACAAGCUGCGCAAGCAGCACCAGCUGCACAAGCACCACGGCCCUGCGCGCGCCAUCGAGAUCAUCAACGUGGAAGACGAGCUGGGCGCCAGUGCUGGUGUGCGGGGCAGCGGCAUCUCCGGUGGCUCCACCAUGACCCAGGGUUCCGGCGGCGGCAGUGGGACCUGCGGAGGAGGAGGAGGUGGAGGAGGAGGCGGCAGCUGCGGUGGCGGCAGUGGUCUAGGAAUAGGAGGAAGCCAGAGCCUGCGGCUACAUCACCCGGAAAUCGUCAACCUGCCCAACCUGGCGCGUGCCGAGCACCUCAACCACUACUACAAGGCGCACCACUUCAACAACAACAUGCUGGGCCUGGGCAGCAUGGGCACCGGCGUGGGCCUUAACAACAACAACAACCCCUCGCCCUGCUCCCAGGGGAUGGCCACGUCGGUGCCCAGCUCCGGCGCCAUCUCCUGCUCACCGAUGCCCGUGUCGGUGGGCAGCGGCACGGGCACGCUGGGCUCGCUGCCCACGCCGGUGCCCCUGCCCCAGCUGAGCAUCCACGGCUCGCUCAAGGGCCUGAUGGGGAAAGGGCAAAACUCUCAGAUCGAGCCCCUGCUCUUCAAGAGUGGCUCCAAGGAGAAUGUGCAAGAGACUCAGAUCUGAGACCCAAAAAAAAAAAAACAGCAGAAAGAAAAAGAGAAGGAGAAAGAGAGAGAUAGAAAGAGAGAGAUAGAAAGAGAGAGAGGGUGGGAAAGGGCAGAGAGACAGUCAGGGAAACACAAAGGUAAGGUUUUUUUUUUUUUUUUUUUGAUCGGCUUGAGCUCUUGACCCCCCAUGGGUAGGUUUGAAAAGGCAGUAAACGCGAGUGGCCAUGGCUGUGUACAGACGGGAGUUAGACACUGUUGUGAGUGGUCACGAACACUCUCUCCGAGUGUCAGAGAGAAAGAGGGAGAGAGAGGGAAAGGUCAGUGACAUACACAGUAUCAGGAAUGGCACUCGCAGCCUAGCCCUACUCCACACACAAAUACUGUACACACACACACACACACACACACACACACACACAUAUACAAAAGUGAUGCCAUCAGCAGCAACAGGUAUACACAAUGUUAUCACACACACACACACACACACACACACACACACAAAAAAAACACAAGAAGACACAGACACAGACACACACACACACACACAACAGAUACACAGCACAGUAAUAACCAGCACAUGGACAAAUGUACGACGACACUGACAAUGACGUGCCAAACUCACACCGACCUGUGCCAAAGUGCAGCUGUUGCAGCGCCAUACACCACCAACCAGUGGCAGGCAUUCAGUAGGUGCUGUAUAGUGAAGAGCAGAGCUUCUGCAGAUUCUGUAUAGACCAUUGCCAUGGAUGUAAACAACAUUUGCUAAUCCAGACGAAAAGGUCAUUGAGUUAGAUUCAGAUGAAGCCCAUGAAACUGGGAGCCUUGAAGUAUUUGUACAGAUGUGGCAGAGCUUUACUGAGUCGAAGCAUAUUUAGCUGUAACAGAGUUGGUUUUUUUAUUUUAUUUUAUUUACACAAAGUAAGGCAUAUCAGUGUUUUUGCAAGGCUUUAUUUUCUUGAGAGAAACAGUUGAAUGAAGUCCAAAACAACAGGACGGAUGCAGAACUGUUGUGCCACUCACAAUGCUAUGCCGUUUUGGAGAUGUCGGAAGGAGGGAGGAUUUGUUUUUGGAGUUGUUUAAGUAAACGGACACGCUCAACCUUUCUCUCCUCCUAAACACCUCCAGUGGUGCUUUGUAGGAGUGAGAGGGAUCAACCCUCCCCCCAAUCCCCCACCCCACCCCCACGCUCCCUCCUUCAAUCGAAACAUCAAGGGACAAGAGGAAGGGCAACAGAGACCAUGGGAUAUAUUUAAAAACAAUGAAAAUUAUAUAUAUAAAAAAUAACAAUUGCAUAACUGUGAAAUUUCACAAUAUAUAAAUAUAUUUUCAUUCAAAGAAAUAGAUAACAAGAAAUCUUUAACAAUUUUGAGACUGGAAGCCAAGGCUUUUGAGAAGUAUAGAGCUGCUGUUGUAGCGUUUAUCACUAUGAUGAACCUUUACUCUGGCUUAAAAAAAACUCACAUAGAAAAAAGAUGACCACAUUUUCUCCUUUUUUCUGUGAAAUUGGGCCAUAGUGGACAGCUGGAAGGGAAACCAUGAACUCUGGGAAAUUGUGUUCGAAUAAAAUGUUAGUUUGUUUUUUG